Molecule: messenger RNA, 1575 nt
Organism: Closterium sp. NIES-65
Lineage: Eukaryota; Viridiplantae; Streptophyta; Zygnematophyceae; Desmidiales; Closteriaceae
Source: the annotation of a GenBank genome assembly
AUGCGUAGCAAAGUACUUGUAGGCAAGUCCUCACCUCGUCUUCACGUGCAUGUGAAUAACUACGGGCGAAUUAACUCGCCCGGCGAUGACAUCCGUGUAGCCAUGGCGAAGAACGCGAGCAAGGCGGGAAGUCCUACCGCCGCCUCCGGUGCGAGCUGUGACGGGGACGACGGAGACGAAGCGAACGGCGACGACGUCGAGGAGGAUUGGCCGGAGAACGGUCACGACGAUAGCACUUCGGGCGACGAAUUAGGUCCUGCCGACAUCGAGGAGGACGAAUGGUGGAAUCGGCCGGUCGGGAGCGACGACGAGGUGGAAGAGUGGCGGGCUGGUGAUUCCGACAACGACGGAGGUGAAAAUGCGCAUGGUGAUAACGCGGAGGCAGCGGCGGAUGCACAAGAAGCGGCGGUGGAUGCGAAUGAGGAGGCUGACGACGAGGCGAGGGCGGAACUUGAGACAGUUGCGCCUGCGGAUGCGGAUGCUGUGGCGGAGUCGGACAAGGUUGCUGCGGAUGCCGUCUUAUUUGAUGUGAAAGGCGGCGACGACGACCCAUGGAGCCUUGGGACCGACGACGAGGUUCCGCUACUGAAGAGGAGGCUGCGCCAUCGCUUACAGUCAAAGUCGAAGCGGGCCCGCGUGGUGCUCACUGACGACGACGGUUCGGGGGAGGAGCGUCGCCCGAUACUCACCGCUGCGGAGAAGGGGAAAGCCAAGGUCGCGGAAGCCCCUGCUAAGGCCCCUGCUCGUCACCGCACAAGCAACAAGAAGCGGACAUCAGACGGAGACCCGGGAUCCAGCAAGGGUGCGGCUAAGAAAAAGGCGAAGAAGGCGCCGAAUCCUGACGACAUCGUCGUGAACGAGACGCUGGGCAGCGACGAUGAGUACGCGGCGGCGGCGGGCCCGAUUCCCACGUUCCCUGAGAAGGUCACGCCGAAGGACCCCACCCUCCACAAUCCCAACACCCGCCCACCUACCCCUCGCAGCAAAGACACUACGAAGAAGCGCCGCAGUUGGACUCGUUUCCGUGACCGCUGGAACCUGGUGAUGCGGGUGAAGACCAAGAAGCCGCCCCUGGACCCGGUACGCCUUGUGCUGCCCGUGCCUGUGCUGCCCGUGCCUGUGCUGCCCGUGCCUGUUGCUGCCCGUGCCUGUGCUGCCCGUGCCUGUGCUGCCCGUGCCUGUGCUGCCCGUGCCUGUGCUGCCUGUGCCUGUUGCUGCCCGUGCCUGUUGCUGCCCGUGCCUGUGCUGCCCGUGCCUGUGCUGCCCGUGCCUGUGCUGCCCGUGCCUGUGCUGCCCGUGCCUGUGCUGCCCGUGCCUGUUGCUGCCCGUGCCUGUGCUGCCCGUGCCUGUUGCUGCCCGUGCCUGUGCUGCCCGUGCCUGUGCUGCCCGUGCCUGUGCUGCCGUGCCUGUGCUGCCCGUGCCUGUUGCUGCCCGUGCCUGUGCUGCCCGUGCCUGUGCUGCCCGUGCCUGUGCUGCCCGUGCCUGUGCUGCCCGUGCCUGUUGCUGCCCGUGCCUGUGCUGCCCGUGCCUGUUGCUGCCCGUGCCUGUGCUGCCCGUGCCUGUGCUGCCCAAUAA